Molecule: messenger RNA, 6403 nt
Organism: Malaya genurostris
Lineage: Eukaryota; Metazoa; Arthropoda; Insecta; Diptera; Culicidae
Gene: gig
Product: tuberin
Exons: 7
Coding region: 151-6243 (2030 amino acids)
Biological process (GO): regulation of small GTPase mediated signal transduction; positive regulation of GTPase activity; regulation of cell cycle
Cellular component (GO): nucleus; TSC1-TSC2 complex; cytoplasm
Molecular function (GO): GTPase activator activity
Source: RefSeq, a predicted model, not a curated record
UGUCAUAAAUAAGAUGAAGAAAAAGUUCGUAGUUAGGUCUCUCAAUUUUUCACAAUUUAUUCGAUUGUAGAACCGAGAUUGAAAAAUAUUUAUUUGCUUCUCCAUUUACCAAAACCAAUUUUCAUUGAGACGAUUCCACAUUGAGUGGAUAUGUUAUAUUUCAAUAAGCGCAAGUGUUGGAAUAGACUAUUGAAAAUGAGCAAUAAGGAUAAGGAUAAUGCAUUGAACAAAUUAAAGCAAUUUUUUCGCAUUUCCAAAACCAGCGGAACAACUCAUCGUGAUCGUAAUUAUUUUCCUAUUUCAUCGGAGUUGGAGCGAGAAUUGCAACCUGAAACACCUGUGGGCCAGCGAUGCAAAGCGCUGAAAGAUUUCAGUGACAAUGUUAUCAAGUACCGUUUGGAAGAGGAUGCCGUUCAACUUCUUUGGCAAUUGACAAAAGAUUUAAUUGUCGGAAACAAAUCAACCGACCAAAGGCACGUUGCAUUGAGUUUCUACUGCAAGUUGAUUCAAGGACAGUAUGACAAUCUGAAACUGAUGAGAGCACAAUUUUUCCGAGUAAUCGUUACACAUGAGGAACCGGAAGAUAUUGCUUAUAGAUUAGAAAUGCUAACAAGACUAACAGAAAACGGCAAAAACAUUCAGUACUUUGAAAAGGAAAUAGGAUCGUUUCUUAUUCAGUGGAUUCCUCAAAUAGAUCAAGCCGGUUUGAUUGUUCCGUUGCUUGAUUUGAUCGUCAAUCUGGUUAAAUACAACGCUGCCAGCCUGGAUAAAAUUUUUUUAGUUGGAAUAAUCAAUUACAUUUUUGAUAUAACAUGCAAAAUAGAUGAUACGCCGACUAUCCUACUUUGUUUAUCAGUUUUGGAUUGCUUCAUCUGUUACGCAAUUAUUCCUAGUGAAACCUUGACAUUGUUUAUCGUCAUUCUUUGCCGAACUGUCAAUCGAGAAACUUAUUGUCAAACGUCAUGGAAGAUCAUGAAAAAUUUGUUUGGAACGGCAUUAGGGCAUGCGACAUUGUUGACCAUGUGCAACAUUCUGAACGACAAGACGUUCUACAGAGAUGAAGCCCUGUUAAGGGGAGCUAUCUUUCACACCAAUGUUGGACUGUGGGGUGUUAGUGGAUGCCCUGUGCCCAUAUUGAACUGUUCCCCAUCAAUCGUACUGAGUAGCUUCUGGAAUGCUCUGAAAAGUGAACACGUAGUCGUGACGUACGAAGUAAUACUCAGCAUUCACCGGCUGAUUCAGAAAAGCGGCCCCGAUCUAAAUGAACCAACAUGGGACAUUAUAUGCGAUAUCAUGACAGAAAUAUCGUCCAAUUUGGCGAAAUACAGGCUGCCAAACGAGAACAAAGUAGUAAAACAUUUUCACGAAACUUUGGAUUUGAUUGAAGAGCUAUUGGAGCGUAACGAUAUAAACGCUGAUCCAGAAAAGAUUUAUGGACUGAUUGAAAAAGUGUCCAACGAACGUCCGGAGACAUCGGUAAAAAGACUGAUCGAGUACAUGACAUUAAAAAUUUCGGCAACGCGACCACAAUGGUUGUUGGAAUUAUGUUCCUUUAUGGAUCGUUUUUACAAAAUGAAAAACACUAUGAUUCGAGUGUAUGCUGUUCAAGCUCUCGUGCGAAUAAUGGCAGUAAAUCGAGCUGCGUAUGAGGAGGAAAUAUUGGAACGUAUUGUUAUGGUUCACCUGGUAGGUGUGAUUCAUGAAACGGAUUCGGAGGUAAGAAAAGCAGUGGCCAAUGCCCUCAUUGAAUUCAUUUCGCACUGUGAUACCAAACGGAGCUUCGAACUAUUGGAAAUCGUUGGCAAAAUGCUACAGCGUCCCUACGAUUGCUAUGCACAUAAUAAGUCAAUUGUCACAUCAAUCCGAGACGUGGAGGAUAUUAUCGUGCUUAUUGAUGGGCUAAUUCGAAUAUUCGGAGUGAAAUUAUAUCGUAUCCCUUCGACACAUGCUAUUAAAGUGUACCUUUUACUGAUGCGCUCGUUAGAAGCUCACUAUGAGAAUCCUGUCGUUUUCCAAAAUGUGAAUACUGUGCGUCAUAAAAUUUUUUCUUGGAUGUUGAAAGCUCGUGCAAAUGCAUCUUUUCACGUCGGAUACCCCGAUGCGCUAAAUAUGAAUAAAAUACGGUUCAGCUACUAUUUGGGAAUCGAGGGCCCGUACCAGCAUCAAAGUAUGCAACCUCAACAACAAUCGGCUUCGUCCCAACAAGCACAAUCGGCUAGCCAACUAAGUUUAGUUCAGCAAGACAGUGGAAAAGCUAUGGAGACUAUGCCCUCAACAAAUUUAACAACCAUUUCAAUCAAACGAGGUUGCCAGAUAAUUGUGAUUUGCCUGAAGGAGGAGAAGGAUUGGCAGAUCAUUCAGCUUGUACUUUCUGAAUUACCCAACAUAAUGGAAAACAAAGCAUUGAUCCAGGGAAAUGAUGUUGAUUCACUAGCCAAAACACUCUUCAGAAUGUACAACGAGCGGAGUUUAGUCGAUAGACUCAUGUUUUAUCUCAACAAACCAACUCAAUCUGAUAUACAUGACCUCGUAUUGCCGGCGCUUGCCAGUUUGGCUACGUACCAUCAGCAUUUGGAAUUUUCGACCAAAAAGAACAUUAUUGAAGCACUCAAACAGGGUCUGAUCUCCAGACGACCUCAAGUGUGCAUCCAAACACUAACAGUACUGCUGCUGGAAAUGCCUGAUCCGUUGGUGUCCAAAUUAACUGAUUUACUGUUCGAGCUCAGUAAGAUGGCAAACACUACAACAGUCGCCGUUCCAGUACUGGAAUUUCUUUCUACUCUCAGCCAUUUGCCCAAUGACAGAAUCGCUAACUUCCGAGUGGUGGAAUAUAUGUACGUGUUGGCGAUGUCGUUUCCAUAUACCAAUCCGUACCGUUACGAUCAUUAUACCGUUUCUUUGGCUCAUCACGUCAUUGCCGGUUGGUUCCUCAAAUGUCGUUUGCCCAUGCGCAAGAAUCUUGUAGACUACAUCGUUAAAGGUCUGGAGUCAUACGUACAUACUCCAUUUCAAGAUGGGUCAAAACCUCGCACAGACUUCUCACAGGUGAACGAGGACUCAUCCAAUCGCAAACGUAGCUCUAGCCUAACCGAGCAAGGAUCUAAACGUAGAGGAGCAGGGGAUCGAAGUGCUAUCCAACAGCAGUCUCAACGACCGUCUAAACCGAACAGUGACCUUUACAAUUUUCAUUCAGAGUUGGCUGAAACGUGCAUCGAUUUCAUGGCAAAUCAUACAUACUCUCCUUGUGGAGGCAUGGCAAGACGGAGUCCUGUUGCUGAGUUUUUGCUUCGAGGUGGCCAAUCGAAUACCUGGUUAGUGGGUCAUAACCUCAUCACCAUUACCACCAGCGGCUGUUCAGCGGUUCCAUUCCGUAAUGGGCUCUGUGACCGAUGCUACAAUAUGUGCAAAGAAAACAGCACGAAAUCCGAGCCAAACACAAUCAGUACUGGUCUUCCGACAUCCCCUGAAACGAGUAUUGCGUCGAAUAAGGAUUCGGGUGUCGUCGUCCCGGGAAGCAGUCAUGCCGAUAGUCAAUCCGUCAACAAAAGUGCAAACGAGUCAGACAGCACAGAUUUGACAAGUUCAACGUCUUCGUCGUCGGCCGCCACGCCAUUUCCUCAUGGGACCGCAGCGGCUGCAUUGAAUAAUCGUUUCUUCCGGCAAGGUUCACAAGAAGGUUACUCAUUGGGCUCGCUUGAAAUUCUUUCCCGUCGCGGUAGUAAUCCGGAUGCAACUGCAGAAAAUAUUACUACAGCAGGAACUGACCAGCAACAGUCUCAUCCAAAUUUGACUGUCGCUCGAUCCGAAUCUGCUCUAAUGACGACACUUGGUAAUAAGUUGAUUUUACCACAACAACAACAGCAGCAGCAACAACAAAAUCAACAAAAUGGAAACGGCACAAUAGCAUCUGGUGGUUCGAUGGAAAAACCAAUCCAACUGUGUGCAUGUUCGUGCACCGGAUGGGCAGAGAUCUGUAUUCGUCGUCCUACCGGUGUCCUCUCGUGGAUGAUGAGAGUUCAGAAUCAACUGCAUUAUGAUUCAUCAAUGGGAGAAUUUCCAUUACAGGAUUUAACCACUCUUUUCGUUCCCAGUCUUGGCGGUGGCAUUGUUGGAGCCGAUUUCAUUGGAGACUUCCAGAAGAAUGUAUCCCUAAUCAACACGAAUGCACCGGCAUCUGAAUCAUCGACAACCAGUUUGAAUAUCGAUGAAGCAGAUUCUAUUACAAAACAAAUUUUGCCUCAAGCUGCGCCACCUGCGAGUAUCACGCCGAAGGCCAAAGUUUCUAUAUCGGACGAAGUUUUCGAGAUUAGAAAAGACGAUGAAAGCAGUGAUAUGGGAGAUGACGACGGAACGGAAGAUGUUACGACAGCAGGGGUAGAUCGGACUGGAAGUACCGGUCCUAUUGAUAUUCCAAGACCAGCAAAGAAGGAUGACGAGAACGACGAACCUAAUGACACGCGGGAUGAAGAUGUUGAUCCUGACGUUGAGUUCGACGAUCCUGAGGGAAGAUCUAGAAAUCCGGUUCGAAGAGUUAAUUCAAGCCCAGAAAUGAGAUCGAAUUGGAAGAGCCAAUUCAUAAAUAAGUCCAACAAAGAAACUUCUGUGGGACCAGCAGGAGCAACAGGAGAGUCACUCGAAUCUUCAACCGAAAGUGAAGGACAACAGAAGAAAAAGAAUUAUGGAAAGGGUGUGAGUUGUGAGGCUAUACCUGAAGAAAUAGCUGGAUCGACACCUCCAAGUGUCCCUAAACCGGCAACUACUACUGAUUCGAAUGAAAGUCUGACUGUUCGGGCAUCAGGAAAUGUGAAACAUCAAGCAGAUUUUACCAGUUCUGGAGCUACACUGCACCCAUCUGCAUCGCUUCCGGAAUCUUCUGGAUCAGAAGCAUCUAACGCAACUAUUCCACGGAAGCAACAUUCAGCCGAUGAUGCCCUUGUCACCAGAACCGAAGGCACCAGUUCCUCUACAGAAACCAUUGCAUCUCCUGCAAUGAUGCAACCAAUCACCCAAACACUAUCAUCGUCAUCUCUUAAUCUUAAGCUGCCCAUGGAUAAGGUUACAACCAAACCGCCACAAUCGCCUGCUCCUUUGUCACCUCGUUUGUUGGUCAGAAAUCCAAUCAAUGGCAAGUUGUCUAGCUCGGGUACCGCUUCACCCUCCUUCCCAGCUAUGUCAGGUGGAAUACAUUCGAAUGAAAAUGAUCUACCUAGAGGAAGGUCAAAGACUAUUUCUGUGGCUCGAGAACAUUAUAACCGAGACAAUCUUAAAUGGAUUCAGAACAAAAAUAAUGUAUCAAGAUUACGGGGUGAACAGUCAGGAGGAGGUGCAGCUUCGCGGUCGGUCAUUAGUCCUAGCUUUGUUUUCCUCCAGUUGUAUCACAGUGGACAGUUCAAUUCAACAGAAAGGCCCAUUCUGAUGGAUAAAGAAACAAGUGACAGGGCUAUCCACUUGCUUGAUUUGAUAGCUCCAUUCGAAAAGCACAAAAUUGGUGUACUCUAUGUCGGACCAGGUCAAGCAGGAAGUGAAAUCGACAUACUGAAAAAUCGCUACGGUAGCCUACGCUAUGCUAAAUUCUUGCAACGGCUCGGGACACUUGUCGCGAUUAAAGAAGCCAAAGAGCACAAUUUGUUCAUAGAUUUGGAGUGCAACGGGAAGGAUGGAAAUUUCACCUACAUGUGGCAGGAUGAUAUUGUACAAGUUACUUUCCACGUGGCGACGUUGAUGCCAAAUCACAAACACGAUCCUAAUUGCAACGAGAAGAAGAAGCAUAUUGGCAACGAUUUUGUAUCGAUUGUCUAUAACGAAAGCGGGGAGGAAUAUGAUUUGAAAACUAUAAAGGCUCAAUUCAACUACGCAUGUGUGGUCAUAGAACCCAUUGAGCUGGAAAGUAAUCGCGUUUUUGUACUGGCUCGUCCUGAUAUCGCACAACACGUGUGCAGCAAACCAAAAAUCGUUUCCGACUCUAGUGCACCGUUACUUGCUCGACAAAUGGCACUGCACGCUAACUUAGCCUCGAUGGUAUCACAAUCGUUAAAAGCCAAAAACCAAAACCCGUACGCUUCCAACUGGUUGGAAAGAUUACGGAAGAUCAAAAACAUACGAGCCAAGAUACCAAAAAGUUUUGAAUCGCACGAACAGCCCGGUGGUGGAAGCAGAUCUGCCGGAGGCAGCGUCGGUUCUGCUCAAGAUCUUAGUACACCGUCAUCUACUCGAGGCGAUCACUUUAUAAUUUAUACUCAGUAGCAUUAUAAACUCGCAAUGUCACUAACAAAGGGUCAAACCCGUUGUAAUAAGAUAUUUGACGCUCUCGUGAUCAGGUUGUUUCGAUAAGAGUGCAGGUUCAUUGUUGAUGAAUAUUUUUGACCUAGCGUUAACGAAAGCUUAAAAUAAACCUUAAAAUAUU